GCACUUCCACCAUGUUUCGGCUCCCCGGGAAGCCUGGGUUCACCAGUCCGGCCCUGGCUCUCCUCUCGAACCACUGCCGCCUGGUCUCCUGGAGACGGGAGUUUGCAGCCUCCGAUUGUGGCGUGGGGCUGCACGUUCUGCUCCACUGUGAGGUCACCUGCCCUCCAGGGUGGAACGCAGGGCGCUGAGGCUCCCCCAGUGGCGCCAGGCAGUCCGGAAGCUGAGCACGCUGGCCGCUGGCCCGGACCUCCGGAGGCUAGCGGCCCCUGCCCGCCCGGUGCCCGAGACGCAGAAGAGGCCGAGGAGCAGCCAUGAGCAUCCUGUUGCUCCUCCUGGGCUGCCUCGUGUGCCUCUUCCUGCUGGUCUUCUGGCCCCGUGACUGUCAGAGACACACUGGUGAAACAUCAUCAAACUCGACUGCUUUCCUACUAGUGAGACCAUCUUCUGUGACUGAGUCAGCUAACAGCGAUGGUGACAACAGUGUGACAGUCAUCCGCCUCUCUCGGGACACCUUAAUUAAUUCCCCGAGCUCCGAGGUUGUGGACAAACUAGUAGUGGUAAACCUCAGGGUGGUGGAAUACAACCUCGCCGAACUGGAACGUUUGGUAGUCACCAGGCGUUUAAGUGGCACACUAGUGAACCAUAAACCCACCGGGCAGGCUGGCAGCAUGUGCUGACAGUGUACACAAUCAUUAAAUGCACUUUGAAUGCAUUCACUGGACUAGUAUAUGUGUUUACACCAAAUUAAUUAUUGUUUAGAAGGGGAGGAUAGGCCAAGUAAGAUGCAAAACCCAGACAUUAUUAAUUUGCAUACUCACAGUUAAAGAGUGGAUUACAUGUUGCUAAUACAUAUUUUACCAGGGAAGGAAUG
Messenger RNA from Phyllostomus discolor (pale spear-nosed bat), 871 nucleotides. It is a transcript of the gene CT83, whose product is annotated as cancer/testis antigen 83. The transcript is spliced from 2 exons. The record is from RefSeq and is a predicted model, not a curated record. NCBI's taxonomy places the organism in Eukaryota, Metazoa, Chordata, Mammalia, Chiroptera, Phyllostomidae. The coding region runs from base 312 to 677 and encodes 121 amino acids.